Sinocyclocheilus anshuiensis is the source of this 1824-nucleotide messenger RNA. It is a transcript of the gene habp2, whose product is annotated as hyaluronan binding protein 2. The annotation marks the transcript as partial. The record is from RefSeq and is a predicted model, not a curated record. Gene Ontology annotation, biological process: proteolysis. The transcript is spliced from 13 exons. Lineage: Eukaryota; Metazoa; Chordata; Actinopteri; Cypriniformes; Cyprinidae. Gene Ontology annotation, molecular function: calcium ion binding; serine-type endopeptidase activity. Gene Ontology annotation, cellular component: membrane.
AAUAGUAAGCAGAGAAAAGGGUCCAGGGGUCAUCCACAUUCAGGUCAACAUAUUUACUGCCCACAAUAUAGACAAGGGACUUUUACGGUGUUUGAUUAUGCAUCUUUUACUUCUGAAAUCAUGUUACCAGUGAUUCUGCUUCUGGUGGGCCUUUCUGGCCUCACUUUGCCAGUCCAAGCUGCACCGGGUCUUUUGGAUGACAUUUUAACUUUAUUUGAUGAAAUAUAUGACUACGCUGUUAGUGACACCACAGAGGAAAUAUCCUCAGCUGAAAUUAAUGAAAGCAUUGAUUGGAUUUUUUCCUUCUUUGAUGAACCAGAAGUGUGUGAUCCAAAUCCAUGCCAGAACAAUGGAGUAUGCGAGGUCCUAGAGAGUGGCGGCUUCAAAUGCAUCUGUAAAGAGCCUUACAUUGGCAAAAAGUGCCAGGACGAGAGGAACGUGUGUAAGAAAGUGAAGUGUGGUCAUGGUGAUUGUGUCAGAACUCAAGAAGCCCCAUUUUAUGAAUGCAAAUGCCGCCCCCCAUAUAGAGCACCUACGUGCAAGAAAGCCUCUGCUUGUGACCCGAGUCCAUGCCUGAAUGGAGGAAAGUGUGUUAAAGGCCGUACCAGAGCCAGUUUCACAUGCAAAUGUGCUGAAAAUUACAGUGGGAGGUUCUGCCAAGUUGGUCCAAAUGAUUGUUAUGAGGGGAAUGGGGAAUCAUACAUAGGUUUUGUCAGUCAGACAGUGGAAGAAAUGGAAUGUUUACCAUGGAACUACUAUCGUAUUCCCUUCAAGGAGUUUGAAGGGAAUGAGAGCAUUGGAGCCCACAAUUACUGCAGAAAUCCGGAUGGAGACCGCGAGCCCUGGUGCUUUGUGAAUGACAAGGGGAAUCUCCGGUGGGACUACUGUAAUGUCAAGCCAUGCUCUGAACCAGAACCAGUAAAACCCUCCACAGCCCCUGCAAAACUGCAGUUUUCUGACUGUGGAAAGACUCAGGCUAGUAUGAUUGCCCCAAGGAUAUUUGGUGGGAGGAAGUCUCUGCCUGCAGCCCAUCCAUGGCAGGUCUCAUUUCAGGUCCGUUCCAAGGGCUCUAAUGGAUCCUUCAGCCACAACUGUGGAGGAACACUUAUUGACUCCUGCUGGGUCCUAACUGCUGCCCACUGCAUUGAUGAGAACGAGGAGGUAAGCGUGGAGAUGGGUGGUGUGAACCUGGAGAAAGAUGAUCCUGCAAAACAGUUUCUUGAGGUAGAGAAAAUCAUUGUUCAUGAGAACUAUACAGAGACUCCUGAAGCCCUGUAUAAUGAUAUAGCCCUGCUGAAACUGAAGGCAAUAAAUGGACGGUGCGCCAAUGAGACCAGGUCCGUUAGGGCAGCAUGUCUUCCCACCGAUUCAUUCCCUGAUGAAACAAUGUGCACCAUAUCAGGCUAUGGAACCACUGAGAAAGAGUAUGCUGUCUCUCCUCAGCUGCUGGAUGCCAAAGUUCUCUUAAUCUCUCAGAAGCGUUGUAUGUCUCGUAAUGUCUACGGUAACAGAUUGGAUGAUUCCAUGAUGUGUGCUGGAUAUAUGCAGGGAAAGACUGACUCUUGUCAGGGUGACUCUGGUGGACCCCUGGUUUGUCAGAAGGCCGAGACUCAUUACAUCUAUGGUGUGGUGAGUUGGGGUGACAGCUGUGGCAAGAAGAACAGGCCCGGUAUCUAUGCCCGUGUCACCAAGUUCAUUGACUGGAUCAAUGAAAAGAUGCGUGCAGCUUAGGAUGGCUACUCAAAAGGUUUGAGUUCAAUGAUAGUUAAUAUCAUAAUCUAAUAGCUGAAGGUUUUACCUGAUAAAAACAAAAUUAAUCAGCAG